GCCGGAUCAAGCUCAGGGCAAAAAAGCAUUACCCGAAUCCUUCCACUUUUCGGACAGGUAGAGCAUUGGACAAGUCUAGAGCAAAGUCUACAGAGAGAGAAGCAACAGAAGAAAAGUCCAUGUCUAUCUUCAUCAGCCUGCUUACAAAGAAACAUAUGCCAUUUGCAAUAGGUAGAUGGCAAGCUAAGCUUCUGGCCGUCCUUAGGAUUCUCAUCCAAUCAGUUAAGAUAUGCUUGGGAAUAUUAUGCUCUCACCAUAGCGUAGUACGUCCAAAAAGGUUUGAAGAGAAGAAAUAAUUUUUGUUUACCUAAUUUUAAGUAACAAGCAAAGCUCAUUGACGAAGACUAGUUGGACAGAUGCAAACCAAAACUUGAAAUAUAGAAGAUAUGAAAUAUAAUGAUACAAAUAGAGAAAAAAAUCAACAAAAACAAACAAAAUCAGGGCCGGCAGGGAGGCGAAAACAUUUAUGUUUCAUUCAAAUGGUCGGUGUACCAUUUUAUUUUUUUCUUCAUAAAUCCAUUUAUGAUGAUUGUGUGAGCAGCGAAAAAGCUCCACAAAAGAAACUGAAAUUAAGGUUGUGGAUGUGAAAGAUGGAAGGGGUUGAGCAUAGAGUUAUUAAGGUGAAUGGCAUAAACAUGCACGUAGCAGAGAAAGGGGAAGGCCCACUCAUUCUUUUCAUCCAUGGCUUCCCCGAGCUAUGGUACUCUUGGCGUUACCAGAUUGCUGCUUUGUCUUCCAAAGGUUACCGAGCUGUGGCACCCGACCUGAGAGGCUACGGUGACACGGAUGCGCCAGAUUUGAUCACCAGUUAUACCUGCUUCCAUAUAGUGGGGGAUUUGGUUCAGCUUUUAAAUAUUAUUGCCCCUAACGAACACAAAGUGUUGGUAGUAGGGCAUGACUGGGGAGCUGCCAUAGCUUGGUAUAUGUGUUUGUUUAGGCCAGACAAAGUGAAAGCUAUGUUCAACCUCAGUGUGCCCUUUAUUCCACAUAAUCCACAAAUGAACCCUAUUGAUGGGUGGAGAGCUAUCUAUGGGAAUGAUUAUUACAUGUGUAGAUUCCAGGAACCUGGAGAAAUAGAAGCUGAGUUUGCGGAAAUGGGUACAGAGACAGUAGUGAAGGCAUUUCUGACAUACAGAGUUCCUGGUCCAAUAAUGUUACCCAAAGGGAAACCAUUUGGACAUUCAGCGGAUACCCCAGUUGCUUUGCCUUCUUGGUUAUCAGAGGAAGAGGUUCAUUACUAUGUCUCUAAAUUUGACAACAAAAGUGGCUUCACUGGUGGAAUCAACUAUUACCGAAACCUUCACAGAAAUUGGGAAUUGAUGGCACCAUGGACUGGUUGUGAUGUAAAAGUAGCGGCUAAGUUCGUAGUGGGUGAUUUGGACCUGGUAUACCAUAUGCCUGGCAUGAAAGAAUACAUUCACAAUGGUGGAUUCAAGAAAGACGUGCCAACGUUGGAGGAAGUGGUGGUAAUGGAAGGAGUUGGGCACUUCAUCCACAUGGAAAAACCCGACGAGAUUAACAACCUCAUUUAUGACUUCUUCCGUCAGUUUGAUUAACAUUUUGUUUUAAAUAGUCCUCCCCUGCUUCUGGGUAAUAAAAAUAUGGUGUUUCAACUCUGGGUGGGUUCAGCUGUAUUUCAGCCCUUCACCAUCCAUGUUGCCUUGCGUGUCUUCUGGUUUAUUAUGCUGCUCCAGCACUUUGUACUUCAGGUUCCAGUAUUAUUUGAAUAUAAACAGAAAAUUUGGAAUAAUUAAAUAAA
Molecule: messenger RNA, 1759 nt
Organism: Gossypium arboreum
Lineage: Eukaryota; Viridiplantae; Streptophyta; Magnoliopsida; Malvales; Malvaceae
Exons: 3
Coding region: 591-1556 (321 amino acids)
Molecular function (GO): hydrolase activity
Source: RefSeq, a predicted model, not a curated record